Messenger RNA from Setaria italica (foxtail millet), 1293 nucleotides. RefSeq names its product osmotin-like protein. Gene Ontology annotation, cellular component: extracellular region. Gene Ontology annotation, biological process: defense response. The record is from RefSeq and is a predicted model, not a curated record. Bases 78 to 803 code for a protein of 241 amino acids. The transcript has a single exon. NCBI's taxonomy places the organism in Eukaryota, Viridiplantae, Streptophyta, Magnoliopsida, Poales, Poaceae.
AUUGCUCCCACUCUUCACUCUUCAGUCUCCGCCAACGCCUUUACUCCAAGGAAAAGCCAAGAAACCAGUAACACACCAUGGCGCCCGCCACGGCCAAGCAUCUCUUCCUCGGCUUCCUCCUCGCUCUCGCGGCGGCCUCGUCGUCGACGCCGGCGGCGGCCACCACGCUGACGCUCCACAACCUCUGCCCAUACCCGGUGUGGCCGCUGGUGACCCCCAACACCGGCUUCCCGUCCAUCUCCGACAACACGGGCAGCCUCGACGGCGGCGGCCGCGGGCUGGUCUCCUUCCGCUUCCCUCCCAGCUUCUGGGCGGGCCGCGUGGUGGCGCGCACCGGCUGCUCGGGGCGCGCGUCCCGCUGCGAGACGGGCGGCGCGCCGCCGGCGACGGUGGUGCAGCUGGCGGUGCACGCGGCGGAGGGGGGGCAGGACCUGGCGGCGUACAGCGUGAGCCUGGUGGACGGGUUCAACGUGCCGGCCGUGGUGAGCCCGCAGGAGGUGGGCGGCGGCGGCCAGUGCCCGGCGCUCGGGUGCGCGGCGGACCUCAACGCCGGGUGCCCCCGCGGGCAGCGCGUGGUCGGACGCGGCGGCGCUGUGGUGGUGGCGUGCAGGGGCCCCGCCGGGUACCCGUACUUCAAGGAGCGGUGCCCGCUGACGCGCACCACGCCGACGGACGUGGAGCCCGUGCCGCAGCGGUGCUUUGGCCCCGGCGAGCUCAAGAUCGUCUUCUGCCAGCCCGCCAUGGUGAACGCCGCCGCCACCGGCGAGACCGGGCGCAUCCGCACCGUCGUCGCAGACAACUAGAGCGAGUACUAGCUAGCCCUGCAGCCGGUGGCCGGGUAGUUGGCCGGAGGAGGUGGCCUGCCAUGCCUCUGAUUAGUGCGUAAUAAAGGUAGAUUAAGGAGGUAAUUAAGCGCGCGCUACUGUUGGAGUAAGAGUGUGUGAGUGGGUGUGGCAGUUUGUCGUUGGCUUGGUUGCCAAGUGUCCGGCCGGGCGUGCCAAGUGAAUAAUGCGUUGAGCACACGCAUGCAUCAUGUACCAUCUCUCGUUUCCAGCAGAGGUUUGUGACAUGUGUCGUGUCUCAUGCGUGUUCUGGAGGCAGUCAAGCACGGGCAAGCCUGCGUGCAAGCAGCCAAGCACCAAGGCAGGCAGCACGGCACAGCACGAGCGCGGUAGAAGAGUACUCCUAUGAUCGUGAGAAAUGUGGGGUACAGGGGGAGACGUCGUCGUUCGUGCUUAGCCUGUAGUAACCAAAGGUUUGUUCAUGCUUCGACACCCAGCUACGAGUUUGCUC